AUGAAGACUCAGAUUCUUGAAACCAUAUAUCCUAUAGGCUCUAUUUAUACGUCAAUGAACUCAACAAAUCCAGAAACAGUUUUAGGUUUUGGUACAUGGCAGCAGAUUGUAGACAAAUUCUUAUACUGUGCUAACUCUUCAAAGCAAACAGGAGGUUCGAAGAAAAUUAAAGAAGCAAACCUUCCACCGCACACUCAUACAGGAACUACAAACUUUUCUGGCGACCAUAGCCACUCAUUAAGAGACCACCCAUUAUACAACUCAGAGUAUGAAGCUGGCAAUGAUGUUUUAUCUCCAUCUUAUAACAAUGCAGCAAAAAAGACUUUUCGACAAACUGAACCAGGAGGAAAUCAUGUCCAUACUUUCACAACAAAUCCAACAGGCUCGGGUGCAGAUUAUAUGCCACCAUUUGUGACUGUAUUUGCAUGGUACCGCGUUCAAUGA
Trichomonas vaginalis G3 is the source of this 444-nucleotide messenger RNA. Its product is annotated as keratin-associated protein family. The record is from RefSeq and is a predicted model, not a curated record. Lineage: Eukaryota; Parabasalia; Trichomonadida; Trichomonadidae. The transcript has a single exon. Bases 1 to 444 code for a protein of 147 amino acids.